Messenger RNA from Aphis gossypii (cotton aphid), 2428 nucleotides. RefSeq names its product lipase 3-like. The coding region runs from base 319 to 2067 and encodes 582 amino acids. The transcript is spliced from 8 exons. The record is from RefSeq and is a predicted model, not a curated record. Gene Ontology annotation, biological process: lipid metabolic process. Lineage: Eukaryota; Metazoa; Arthropoda; Insecta; Hemiptera; Aphididae.
CCAACCAGGCACUGCGGAAUUGUUAUUAUUAUUAUUCUUUUUUUUUAUUAUUAUUAUUAUACGCCUAUUAAAAUAUGUGCUAUACAUAUAAUAUUAUUAAGCUUCAGCCGUUCAGUGUUCAUCGCGACCAGGACUGAAGCAGUCGUGUUCGCGCUCGCGCGUGGUGUUCUCACAUUGUGAUACGCUCGUUGCCGGAUUUCUCCGAUUCUUCUCUCCGUCCGUUUUCGCUGCACACGAUCCACCACGCACUUAAUAUUAGCAGCAUCAUAAUGCGUACAUGAAACUCAUUCCGACUGCGAUUUUUUUUCAUCUUCAAGUAUGCCCGAAAAUGUCAAAUCGUCCACCAUUGAAAUUGUCAAAAACAAUGGUUACGCUAUUGAAGUACACGAUGUCGUUACGGACGACGGUUACAUCCUGGAGUUACAUCGCAUCCCGAAAAACAAGGACGGACAAGAACCCACUAGAAACCAUCCGGUGUUCCUACACCACGGCAUUUUAGGAAGCUCCGCGGAUUGGGUACUCGGCGGGGCUGAUAUAUCGUUACCGAUGCAACUAUCCAACGCUGGGUACGAUGUGUGGAUGGCCAACUGCAGGGGUAACACUUAUAGCAGAAAGCACUUGUCGAUGAAUUUCAAGCAAAAAGAUUUUUGGAAUUUUAGCUUACACGAAGUCGGAACGUUUGAUUUACCAGCUUCGUUCGACUACAUUCUAUCAAAGACCAAUGCCACGCAACUCCAUUAUAUAGGAUAUUCGAUGGGGACGUCUGUGUUUUUUAUUAUGGCUUCAGAAAAACACGAAUACCAUCAAAAGAUUAAGUCGCAAAUCAGUCUUGCACCGGUUGCCUACUUGUACAACACAAGAUCGUCUGUGAGACAUAUCGCUCCAUACGCGAAGAAGAUGAAUACUAUGUAUCAAUGGGUUUCCAAUGGAAUGUUUAUGCCUCAAUCAAAGAUGCAAUCUUUUUUGGUAACUAAUUCGUAUGGAGAAAAAAUUGCACAGACUAUGUUUUGUCAAAAAUGCAUAUCUUAUGCUGUAUCUUCCGUGUGUGGUAGUGAAACGUAUACUUUUGAAAACAAAUUACUACCACUCGUCAUUGAACACUUUCCAGCAGGAACGUCAGCCAAGCUUACCACGCAUUUCGCACAGCUUAUAUUGAAAGACUGUUUUAGUCGAUACGAUUACGGUCCAAUUAUGAAUUUACAACAUUAUAAUUCUACCGAACCUCCAAUGUACGACUUGAGAUCAAUACAAGUGCCCAUUGCGUUGAUAUAUGGAAAAAAUGAUGUAUUGACCGAUGUAGAGGACGUAAUGAGACUGAAAUCACAACUUCCUAAACUGGUGGACGUCGUUCCGGUCGACAGUUCGCGUUGCAAUCACGUGGAUUUUUUGUGGAGUCUAGACGUGACCAAACAAGUAAACAUGAAGGUAACGGAAAUACUACAGAAGACUGACCACCCGGACUGGGAGUUUACGGGUCCUCCCGCGGGCCCCUGUGAAGAUAUUACCACCGACAACGACGGUCCAGCGAUUAAAGGACAACAACCAAACUCGACCAACGAUCAUCACGAAUUAGCGAACUUUGUACUGGUACCGGAAUACUCGUCUGGUGUAACUCCGGUGCAGCGGGACGUUGACGACGACGACGAGUCGGCGGAGCUCGCACGAGAACAGAGACUGCAGCAAAAGGUACAGAUGUUUGGCAACUUGAUAAUGUUGUUCAAGUCUACCGAAACAAAGUACCAGCAACUCCGGAAUGGUCUGACCAGGGAGUUAUCCGAGUGGACUCGCGGCGCCCGAAACGUGAUCGGAACUCGUCACUUGGUAGGAAGUGACUCUGCAGUUGUUGUCGCCGAGCCGGAAGACACGCCGUCGGUGGGCUGUGCGAUCGUGGAAAAAACGGAACAAUCGAUCAUGGAGUCGCAGUGCACCGAUAAAGUCAGCGACUUCGGCGAUUAUCGUGGUGGUCCGAACCAUAUGGAUGACCGUACGGCGACGACACGCGCAUUUUACACCACGUUCGGCAAUCUCGGAAGAGCCAUCAGGUUCUUGAAGUUCCGCCACAAAUAGACUGGUAUUUCGCAAGACUCCUCAUAUAAUAUCCUUCGUACCUAUUACAAUUUGUUUGGUUUUUUUUAUAGAUUUAUAUUUACUUAUAUUAUGUAUAACACUCGUAUACCAUACGCGUAAAUGCGUAUUAUAAAUGUUUAUUUAUAUUAUGUAGAGGUGCUACACGCCUAUUAAGCCUUAACAUUUUUUCUUUAUUUAACCAGUGCUUUCAUAUAUCUAAUCGGACUAUACUUGCGACCGCACACGUCUAAGCGUCACCGGAAGUCCGACAUAGCGUAUAUUAUUAUAUAUUGUAUAUCGGUUUGUACGAUCCGUAGAAAGAUAAUUUUUUUUAAUAAUAAAAUUGUUUUGUGAUUUAAUA